GAAUUGAACGGGCAUUAUUCAUCCGUACCAAGACUUUUUUAUAUUGAGGCGUUUGUAUGACUACGUUUGUGCGUUUGUAUGGAGUCGCGCAGCCACAUAUCCAUCUCAUCCACUUAUCAAAUCUUUCAUCGAGAAAUAAUAGUAAGGUUAUUAUUGUCGAUCCAGGGAACAAACGAACAAAACGAUCCGAGCAGUUUAUUAUUAGUGACAACCUCAUCUUGUCUCUUUCUUCACCGAUUAUCGACUAUCGAGUAUAUCUUCAUAAAUAUAUCUUCCUUUCCUUCUCCCCGUCGACAAUGUCAUCAAAUCUUAUAGACAUUCAGUCGGAUGAUCAUUUCCCUUCCUCUACCUUUUACUUCAUUACAUGUCACUCCUUGCCAAUUUCCUUGGUACCUUUUAGAAUCUCUAUCUCUCUUACCUCGACUUCAACCUUUCGCUUUCCAUCAAAAAAUCAUCUAAAAGCUUCACAUCAAAAAUCUUAAACUCCACAGAUAUAAACUUCGGUUCCGAGGUUCCUUCGCAACCACUCCAAGAAUCCCGGUGACAUUCAAAUUCUAUUAUUUGCCAAGCAAAUUCAAUCGUCUUCUAUAAUCACAGCAGUGACAUUCUCUUCUGCUUUCUCUCAUUGAUUUUCAUUAAAAAAAUUGAACACCGCAGCCCUUGGUUCAUUCCCCAAAACCCCUCGUCUCCACAACGCGACAUCCUCCACAUAUCAUAGCCUAGGCUAUGCGCCAAACCUUCGCAUUCACAACCGCAGCUAUGGCAGCAGCUUUAGAAGAUACUCCUGUUUCCUAUGAGGAUUUGGCAGAGAUUGAGAGGGAAUUUGAUGAUGUUGAAACCGAAAUUAGUAUGUGAUACUGUCUUUUUCUCUUCUAUGACGUUGGAGGUAUGAUUAUUUGCUUGUGUUGGAGGGGUUAAAUGCGCCACGACUUUUCUGUAAUCAUAUCAGAUCAGAUCGAUCUUUCGUACGACAUUCUUUGGAUGUACAUGUAUACAUUGAUUUCAUGCCUGGUACAUUUUUACCAUCUGCGAAUAUUCUAUUCACAGUUUGAUGCGGAUCAGCACCAUUCAACUAACUCUUUACCAGUUCGUCAACAAGUAUCCCUUACGCAACCUCUUUACAUUCGUCGCAAUAAAACUAUUUCACAAAUUCCAAAUUUUUGGGCUCUUGUACUCGAACAAGCUCCUCCUGAUAUAGAUCAAUAUAUUCAACCAUCCGAUUCCGCACUUUUACUCUCAUCACUCACUUCUCUUCACGUAUCACAUUUCGAACUAGAAGAUUCAACAACUGCGACUGGAGGGGAUCCAAGAUCUGUAUCAAUUAUAUGGACAUUCUCUUCCAACGAAUAUUUCGAAGAUGAAAAAUUGGUCAAGAAGUUUUGGUAUAGAAAGAGUCUUGGUGGAUGGGGUGGAUUGGUUAGUGAACCUGUUAGAAUUCAUUGGAAAAAGGGAAAGGAUUUAACAGGAGGUUUACUGGAUAUGGUUUGUGAUACUUGGGAUGAGGAACAGAAGAAUAAACCCAGCGGAGGAGACGAUGAAAAGAAAGCAAAGAAUAUGACACCGCAACAAAACGCUCUCGAAAAGAAAAUGGCAAAUACAAGUAUGGGAGGUUUAAGUUUCUUCGCAUGGUUUGGAUUUAUCGGUCGAAAAAUCAGUGAGGAAGAAAGUAAAGAAGCAAAUGCUAGAGAAUUAACAGAGAGAGAAGCCAGGAAGAAAGGGAAGAAAGUUACAGAACCAGAAGAUGAUGAGGAUGAAGAUGAUGAAGAGUUAGGAAUGAGUUUAGAAAUUUUCCCUGAUGGAGAUGAUCUUGCCAUUGCUAUUACGGAAGAUUUAUGGCCUGGUGCUAUCAAAUAUUUUAGUUAGUCUACCCUUUCAUCUCCCUAGCAAUUCCAUCCCCUUCAACAACCAGUAUUUGGAAAUUUUACUAACAAAUAUGAAAUAGCUGCAGCACAAGAACAGGACGCACUAUCAGAUGCGGAUUUUGAAUCAGAUGAUGAUGACGAUGAAUUAAAUGACGCAGAGAGACCAAUCAAGAAACAAAGAUCUUCUUAAGUUCUUAUAGAUCAUGUUGGGGUUUCGUAGAAGGGAUUUGGUCGUUGUAGAAGAGUGGGUAAGGCUGGGUAAGGUUGGGUAUUUUGAUGAUUAUAAAUAAGGAUAUAAAAAUUUCCUUUCUUUUAUAUCUAGGUUGGGUGGAUGGAUGAAUGAAUGAAUGGACGGAUGGAUGGACGGAUGGAUGUUGAAUGGCGGAGUUUACUUUGGAAUCUAAAUCUAAUAGGAUGGAAUAAAUUGGAUUGGAUUAAUGUUCAUGGUAAGAUAGCUAGAAUAUCAACAAUCACGAAUGGAUUGAGAGUUGGAGUUAGAUUUGGAUUUGGAUUUAGAGUAGUUUAUUUAAAUGAGAGGUUGGUGGGCUGGUAGAUGAGCUGAUAGGUGGUUUGGUUAUAAAUAAAGAGAGAUUAUAAAAAUAAAAAGUUUUAUAUUUU
This is a messenger RNA of Sclerotinia trifoliorum, 2480 nucleotides long. NCBI's taxonomy places the organism in Eukaryota, Fungi, Ascomycota, Leotiomycetes, Helotiales, Sclerotiniaceae. The record is from the annotation of a GenBank genome assembly.